CUGGUCGCCCGUCCUCGCGUGAGACAGCCCUGUAGUGUUACUCCGGCGCCGCUCCCGACGCUCUCAAGUGGUCUGAAAGCCGCCGCCGCUUGCCCUAGGUCAGACGCUCUCCAUCUAGUGCACUUAUCGUAUCAAUUAUACCUUGGACACUUGCCGGGGAUGUGCUUCUCAUCAAAGGGAACUAUUAGUGAACCGCCGCAAGGUCGAUGCGGUAUAAACGAAAAGUUAAUUCGGGAUCCACUGAUCUUAUUACACACAUACAACGGACGAGAUGCAACGCGGACUCAGUUAUUAUUGAGGGCGAGCGAGACGGUUCCGGAGAGACACGUUCAUGUUUGA
Molecule: messenger RNA, 339 nt
Organism: Danaus chrysippus (African queen)
Lineage: Eukaryota; Metazoa; Arthropoda; Insecta; Lepidoptera; Nymphalidae
Source: the annotation of a GenBank genome assembly